Messenger RNA from Hermetia illucens (black soldier fly), 2963 nucleotides. It is a transcript of the gene bgm, whose product is annotated as very long-chain-fatty-acid--CoA ligase bubblegum. The transcript is spliced from 10 exons. The record is from RefSeq and is a predicted model, not a curated record. Gene Ontology annotation, molecular function: long-chain fatty acid-CoA ligase activity. NCBI's taxonomy places the organism in Eukaryota, Metazoa, Arthropoda, Insecta, Diptera, Stratiomyidae. The coding region runs from base 469 to 2658 and encodes 729 amino acids. Gene Ontology annotation, cellular component: endoplasmic reticulum; membrane.
UCAAGCUGGGGGGCUUUCCCUGUGUUUACACUUGAUCUAGUGCAGUGUUUCAUGUGUUUUUAGUUUUUAUCGGAACUUUUAAGAUUUCGGACUGAAUUGCACUAGCUCGAUAUCUAGUGGCGCUUAGACUUCUUUCUUGGUUUCUUUCGUGUAAAGGAACAGAGAAAAAAACGUUGAAUAUUACAUAACCGGCCAUCAAGUGGUUUUCUUAAAGACGUUCAUUGAACGCGUCUGGAGAAAAUCGUUACGUACAUCUCGCUUUCGUCGUGGAAAGCGCGAUUGUGGAGUAUCUGGAGACCUGUUGGAUAUCAUUAAAGUCGCCGCUGAUUUUCACUAGUUUGUUUACUAUCAGUCCGUGUGCGAGUCUAGUGGACACUAUUUGUUACGUGAUACUGCCUUCCUACACUAUCUAGACAAGCUCUUCCAUUUUACCUGUGAUCAUUUUAGUUCCAACCCGUAUACGUCAAAAUGUUUUUAUCAAAAUCAACGAAAAGCCUUUCGGCAAUUUUAAAUUGUAAAAAUAAAUAUUCCGUCGCCCUAGCAAAAUUAUUUAAUGAUCUGACAAAAAAUGAGGAGAAAUCUUUUAAACAACGAACUUUCAUGUUGGCUGUGAGUAGACGUAGUACUUUUCAAAUUGAUUUCUGUAAAACCUAUAGUACAAUGACUGACCACCGAAAAUCGAUUGGACCCAAUCGGAUAAAGCCCGCCGAUGACUAUCAUACAGUUGACCGCUUAGGAGUUGUUAAGCUACGAGUUGCAAACGAGGGUCCUGGAGCGGAUGAACCUAUCUCAAUUCCAGGCUUAUUCAAGCGUGCCGUUCGUGAGUUCGGUGAUGUGGAAGCCUUAAAAUUCAAGGAUGACAAAAACGAGUGGCAAGCUAUCACCUACAAGGAAUACGAGAGACGUGUCCAUCACGUGGCCAAAGCCUUCAUAAAAUUGGGAUUGGAGCCUCACAAUGCAGUUGGAGUGUUGGCAUUCAAUUGUCCUGAAUGGUUCCUAUCACAAUUGGGCGCCGUGCAUGCUGGAGGCGUAAUCGCCGGUAUUUAUACCACUAAUGGUCCUGAUGCCGUGCUUCAUGUCCUGGAAAGUUCACAUGCAAAUAUUAUUGUGGUUGACGAUGCCAAGCAAAUGGAGAAAAUUCGACAGAUCCGACAUAAAUUGCCGAAUUUGAAGGCAGCGAUACAGAUUCAGGAGCCCUACGAACCAUAUGUACAGAAAAGCGAUGGUUAUUAUCGGUGGUCGGACAUUGAACAUAUGAACGUGGACGGUUUGGAUCAGGAGCUGAAAAAUCGCCUGGAAAAUAUCGUAAUCAAUGAGUGCUGCUGUUUGGUGUACACAUCCGGAACAGUUGGAAACCCUAAGGGUGUCAUGAUAAAUCACGACAAUCUCACCUGGGAUGCCCGUGCCCUUGCUAAAGUCAUACCAAAUGUAACUCCAGGAAAUGAAUCAAUCAUUUCGUAUUUGCCACUGAGUCAUGUGGCAGCUCAAAUUCUCGACAUUUUCCUGUCAAUGGUGCUCGGAGCUACAGUACAUUUUGCCGACAAGGAUGCUCUGAAGGGAAGUCUAGUAAGAACCAUGCAGGAAGCUCAACCGACUCGAUUCAUGGGUGUGCCACGUGUUUUUGAAAAGAUCCAGGAACGACUCAUGUCCAUUUCGGCUCAGACGACGGGAGUGAAGAAGAUGCUGUCGAAUUGGGCCAAGGACGUUGCCUUACAACAUCAUAUGAACUCGCUGGAGGGGAAAAACUCAGAAAGCUGCCAGUACAAAAUUGCGAAAUACCUUGUUAUGUCCAAGAUUCGAAGUGCAUUGGGAUUGAAUCGUUGUUGGACAUUUUGCAGUGCAGCCGCGCCCAUCUCAUCUGAUACCAAAAAAUACUUCCUUAGUUUAGAUUUGAAGAUUUGCGAUGCAUUUGGUAUGUCUGAGACAGCCGGUUGUCAUUGCAUUUGUCCCAAUGAUAUACCAUCGCUGGACACUAUUGGUAAGACCUUGCCUGGAGCUGAAACCAAAGUUUUAAAUCCUGACGAACGAGGUCAUGGCGAGCUUUGCAUCCGUGGCAGACACGUUUUCAUGGGUUACAUAAAUGAUCCCGAGAAGACAGAGGAGGCUUUGGACAACGAUGGCUGGUUACAUACUGGCGAUGUUGGGUACAUUGACGAGAAAGGGUUCAUUUAUAUAACCGGAAGAAUCAAGGAGUUGAUUAUUACAGCUGGUGGGGAGAAUAUACCACCCGUACACAUUGAGUACCUAGUUAAAACCGAAUUGCCAAAUAUCAGUAACGCGUUUUUGAUCGGUGAUAAGAAGAAAUUCCUAACAAUGUUUGUAACUCUUAAGACUGAAAUGGAUGCCGAAACUGGUGCCCCAACAGACAAUCUUAGCAAGGAGUCAAUAUCAUGGAUGGAGUCCUUGGGGGUCUCCCACAAAACCGUAAAAGAUGUGUUGAAUGCCGGGCCUUGUCCAAAAGUUUUGAAGGCCAUUCAGGAAGGAAUCGAUGCUGCCAACAAGCAUGCCAUCUCCAAUGCCCAACGCAUCCAAAAAUUCUUAAUUCUACCCCAAGAUUUCUCCGUACCUACAGGUGAACUAGGACCAACUAUGAAAGUCAAACGGAAUGUUGUCGUGAAAAAAUAUAGCGAUCUAAUUGACAAAUUCUAUGCUGAGUAGGGGAUGAAUAGCUUUAAAUCUGAUUUGUUAUAAUACGUAGCAUCCUGACAUCAUAUCACAGCCACUCGCACCCAACAUUGAUCAUAUUCUUUUGUUGUAUCCGUACCUACGUAUGUGUAAUUACUUUAAUUUUAUUUGUAAGUUGAAAAGUGUGGGCUUCAGUUUAUCACCAAUAAAAGGGUAUCACAUUCAUACACUGCGGGAAAUGUCCACUAGACUUUGUGUAAUCACAGGGAAGAAAAUUUUAGAUAUUUUCUGAAAGAGGUUUCCUUAAGAGAAAAGUAAACUUUACGUCUAAAUAUUUA